Molecule: messenger RNA, 891 nt
Organism: Corylus avellana
Lineage: Eukaryota; Viridiplantae; Streptophyta; Magnoliopsida; Fagales; Betulaceae
Source: RefSeq, a predicted model, not a curated record
ACAAUGGCUAGAAUUCCUCUAUUCCUUCCCCUCCUAAUCUUGCUGAGCCUCAUCAAACCCUCUCACGCUGGUGGCAUUGCCAUCUAUUGGGGUCAAAGUGGCUACGAAGGAAGCCUAACCGAAACAUGUGCGACAGCAAAAUACUCCCAUGUAAUCAUAUCUUUCCUAAACCAAUUUGGCAAUGGCCGAACCCCAGAAAUCGACCUUGCGGGUCACUGCAACCCAGCAUCCAAUGGGUGCACCGUAAUUAGCAAUGGCAUAAGAAGUUGCCAAGCUCGAGGAGUUAAGGUGCUGCUCUCCAUUGGAGGAGGAAUUGGAAGUUACUCUCUAGCUUCUUCAUUGGAUGCUCAAAAUGUAGCUGAUUAUUUGUGGAACAAUUUCUUGGGUGGGCAAUCACCUUCACGUCCUCUAGGUGACGCCGUAUUAGAUGGUAUAGACUUUGACAUAGAGCUUGGCUCAACAUAUCAUUGGGCAGAUCUUGCUCGUUGCCUGAAGGCAUAUAGCCAGCCAGGAAGAACAGUGUUGUUGAGUGCAGCUCCUCAAUGUCCAUUUCCUGAUAUGUUUCUUGGUAACGCUCUUAACACAGGGCUUUUCGACUACGUUUGGGUUCAGUUCUAUAAUAAUGCUCCAUGCCAAUAUAGUGUGGGUAAUAUCAACAACCUUAUAAGUUCAUGGAAUCGAUGGACUACGUCCAUAAAUGCAGGGAGUGUGUUUAUAGGGUUACCUGCGGCUCCAGGGGCGGCCAGAAGCGGGUAUAUUCCACCCAGUGUGCUAACUUCUCAAAUCCUUCCGGUGAUAAAGCAGUCACCUAAGUAUGGAGGUGUGAUGCUUUGGUCCAAGUAUUUUGAUAAUAGGAGUGGAUAUAGUUCCUUCAUCAUAGCGAGUGUGUGA